GCAAAAUUUUCUGCGAUAAUAGAAGAAUUUUCGAGAAAAAGAAAAUCAAGAACUCGGAAUCAGGGUUUUCUUUCAGAUUCGUGAAAAUCUCGAAAGAGGAAUACGAUUUCAGCCUUAGGUCGAUUCCCUUAAAGAUCAAACCCUAAUAUUCUCCUUUUGGAAUUUGAGAUAAAAGGAAUUUAGGGUUUCGGUCUCUAUUUUUCCGCUGUCUGUUUUCGCGAUCGGCGAUUGUAUUUUUGUUCCUGACCGUUACGUUUGUAAUUUCAACGUUAAGCCUAGGGUUUCGUACUUUCGUUGCGAUGAACGACCAAUCGCAGAUGAUGAUGAAUUUGAACCAGAUGAGCCAGCCUCAGAUGAUGAAUCAGGUGCAGAUAAUAGGUCAGUCGCAGCCACAGAUGCUCUCGCACAAUCAAGGAAUGAAUCAACAAGCGCAGCCUCAGAUGAAGACAGCACAGAUUAUGAUGAAUCAGUCUCAGCCUCCGAUGAUGAAUCGCGGGUACAAGGUUUGGUCUCAGCAACCUCCUCUGGACCCUAGCAUGAAGUUCCAGAACCCUAUGAAACAGAAUUACCGGAGUAACUGGAAGGGGAAGAAGGUCACUGACAAACGCAAGGACCCUAGGAGAAUGGAAAAACCCAAUCCCAGUGGAAUCGCGACUCUUAGUGUUCCGAACACAGGUGUCGUCGGUUACCAGCCCCCAACGCUGAACGAGUUGCAAUCGCAAAAUCGCUUAAAAGCGCGUAAGUUCUAUCCUAAGAAGAAGUUUAAUAAUAGGUUUGCUCCCUACGCCCCUAGGAAUACGACCUCGUUUAUUAUUCGUGCGAAGAAGUCCGGUGGCAUAGCAUCUCUUGUGUCACCUUGCCCUGUGACCCCCGCAGUGCUUCCCACGCCUAUAUUGUCUCCGUCGAGGGAGGUGUUGGGUGAUAUGGCGAAGGAGGAGUGGGGUGUUGAUGGAUAUGGGUCGAUGAAGGGGCUGAUUAGACUUCGAUCACCGGGGAAUGAGGCUGAUGUCCAUGAUUACGAGGAGGAGGAUGACGGUGGCUCCAGUGAGAGUGACGUGGAGGAGCAUGUGGAGGUGGAGAGGAGGCUGGAUCACGAUUUGAGUCGGUUUGAGAUGAUAUACCCUAAUUAUGGAGUGGAUUACAACAAUGUGUUAGAGAAUAGGGUUGAUGAUCAAGAUUCCCAUAUAGCUCAGUUAGAGGAGGAGAACUUGACGUUGAAGGAGCGGCUUUUCCUGAUGGAGAGAGAGUUGGGCGACCUGCGAAGGAGGUUGAUGUAUCUUGAGAGGCAGAACCAAGCUGUGGAAGAUGUCAAUGAGGAAGUGGUGGAGAAUGGGUCUGAAAAUGAGAGUGAGGGUGGAUCUGAUGUUCCGGUUAUGGGAAUUGAGAACAAUGUGGUGAUGGUUGACUCAGUGAUGGACAGUGUAAGAGAUAGAAGUAUUGAAGCCAAUGCUAAGCUGGACAAUGAUGGAGUCUCAGAGGCUGAAGGUGUAGAUAAUGUUUUUAUGGAAGGGUCUGUUCCAAACGAGGCUAUUGCGGGGAAAGAUGGGAUCAGAGGUAAUGAAUUGGGGAAUGACUGUGUGUUUGAUGAUGUGAGGGAAAAGGACGAGCUGCAGGGUGAAGGGGUGACACAACAGUGUUCGGCUGAUAAAAUUUUUGCAAAAGAAAAUAAUGUAAUGGAUAACAAAGAAAGUGGUGAUUUUGAAAUGCUGGACAGAAAUGAUGAAUCAACAAGUCAAGGAGCAACGGAUGAAAAUAAAAAGGACUUAGUCUUAAAUGAGAAGGAUGAAAGCAAGAGUCAAGUAGUUGGAACAAGUUCAGAGACUUCCAGAGAUGAUAACUUACCUGUCUCAUGUUAGCAUGACUUGUUCAUCUGAAUGCUUUUGAGGGGAAGGCUAGAGUAAAAUGAACUCUACAACUUUUUAAUGCAUAAAUGAUGUUGGAAUUUGUAGAUCGUAGUUUAGCAGUUUGCUUUUAUUUUGUCGCUAUUUUUUUUUUUUAUAAUUUGUAUGGUUUGGUAAAAUGAAAGACUGGGAGGACUAGUGGUUUUGUUCUUCGUUGUCAUAUCUCAUGGACAUUAAUGAGGGACCAUAAGGGCUAGAACCUGAGUUUCCUUCUUUUUCUUUUUCCUUCCAUAGUAGGGUAGGUUUUUAGUAAAAUAGUAAGAGAGAUCCUUAAGUUUGCAGGUUCAUUUAAUGUACACAAGGGAUUAAAGUAUAUUCCAAAGCGUUCUUAUAAGCAUGUAAAGAACCUGCAAAUUUUUUAGGAGAACUAGUGUGUACUGAUUCUACUUUUAGUUAAUUUCAUGCAAUUGCCAUUGUGUAUUUUGUUGGUAUUUCUAUUUACUCUUGCUUAGGAUGAUUAGUUUAUCUCAGUUUCUUUUGAUGAAUUUCUUUUCUUUUAUUAUUAUAAAUAUUCGAAAUUUUCACUAUUUUAUCACGGUGAACUUCUUCAGUUAAUGCUGAAUAGAAUCAAUCCGUUUAUAGCCUUCUGUUACAACAUAUUGUCGUGUAAUUAUAAAAUAAGUUAGUUUUUGGAUAGAUUCUUAUAAUCCAUAAGUGAUUGCUUUGUGGCAAAUGUGAGAACUAUUGUAUAGAGUCUGAUGUGAAACUUGGUGGUAAUGCCCUUAAAUGUUUUAGUGGGUUUGGACUUGAGUUUGACAGAAAGCAGUAUUUCUGCCAGAUUUUACUACGAAUGGAGUUUCGCAAUCUGGUGUUAGAAUUGCUACUGCGUUGGACUUUCCCAAGGAAUUGGAUGGCUGAUGAUUGAUGAUGAUGAAGGGGUUCAGUAUUUAUAAGGGUUCAGAUGGAAAAAGGAUGCGGGGGUUCUACUUCAAAAGCGAAAAUGGAAGUUUCUUUGCCGGUAAAUUAGUGUUUUGCUGCCAGGCCAUACAAGACAAAAGGAGUAAAAUAGAGGUGUAUGUGGCUAACUUUGUAGUUACACGGUUGUAAGAGUUAGAGCCAUCUCUUCCUAGUUAUGAAUUGGAUAAACGUAACAGCUGCCACUUCAACUGCUACCUGUUGUCUGCAGAUUCCGAUCCACGAGUUGGACUUGGCAUGUCACGUGUCCAGGAGAUGCUUUUAUGGCCAAGGAGCUGAUUUCGUGUGUUUGGUUUGACCUCUGCAAAUUUUCCUAAUAUUUGUUAACGCGUUUCAAGACUCAAAAUGCAGUAGCAAGUGUUUGACGGAUGGAAAAAAACAUGAAUUUUGUUGAAUCCACGUAAUUUCCAUGGUUGACCUGC
Vigna unguiculata (cowpea) is the source of this 3238-nucleotide messenger RNA. RefSeq names its product PRLI-interacting factor. NCBI's taxonomy places the organism in Eukaryota, Viridiplantae, Streptophyta, Magnoliopsida, Fabales, Fabaceae. The record is from RefSeq and is a predicted model, not a curated record.